UUUUACGUCCAUGCUGCUGAAACGGUGAAGCUGUACCACCAAAAAGCACACCGAGUAACAACUCCUAGUUUAAACCACCGCGACCAUGUUCAAGCUGGAAGGAUUGGGGCCGAAGAUGGACCCAGAGGAGAUGAAGAAGAAGAUGAGGCAGGAUGUCAUCAGCUCUUUACGAAAUUUCCUCAUUUACGUCGCUCUGCUCAGAGCCACUCCAUAUGUGCUGAAGAAGCUGGACAGUAUAUGAGUGGGGCAGCUGACGUCAUCUUUCCUCCAUCCACUGAGAGUUUUCUACAUCAGAAACAGUAUGGACCGACAUCUGCAGACAGCUGGAGCCAUCACAACGCAUGGUGUGGACGAAGACCAGUGUCCGUCCAUCUCUACAACUAAGAAAACAUUCACUUAUUUUCACUGAUAGUUCUGCUGUAAACAUUAGUUUGCCUUUUUUGUGAUCAUUGUUAAAUACAAAGUGUUAUAAUGUG
Molecule: messenger RNA, 476 nt
Organism: Scomber japonicus (chub mackerel)
Lineage: Eukaryota; Metazoa; Chordata; Actinopteri; Scombriformes; Scombridae
Gene: tomm5
Product: translocase of outer mitochondrial membrane 5 homolog (yeast)
Exons: 2
Coding region: 86-241 (51 amino acids)
Cellular component (GO): mitochondrial outer membrane translocase complex
Source: RefSeq, a predicted model, not a curated record